This is a messenger RNA of Megalobrama amblycephala (Wuchang bream), 1473 nucleotides long. RefSeq names its product cell wall integrity and stress response component 2-like. Gene Ontology annotation, biological process: T cell activation; interleukin-15-mediated signaling pathway; positive regulation of ERK1 and ERK2 cascade. Gene Ontology annotation, molecular function: MHC class II protein binding; protein tyrosine kinase binding. The record is from RefSeq and is a predicted model, not a curated record. Gene Ontology annotation, cellular component: external side of plasma membrane; membrane raft. The annotation marks the transcript as partial. NCBI's taxonomy places the organism in Eukaryota, Metazoa, Chordata, Actinopteri, Cypriniformes, Xenocyprididae. The transcript is spliced from 9 exons.
AUACUGAUCACUGAAAUAUACUGUGUUCCAGGCACCAGUGGAGUGAAUGAUGCUCAUGUGUUCAUCAGUUCUGGUGAAAAUGUCCGUCUGUCCUGUAAUAAUGAUCUUUCUGACUGUAAAUCAACUACAUGGAUCUACAGUAACAGAUAUUCAGCAACGGUUGCACUGAUUGAAUUAGGGAUAAAGAAUAAAGACACAGAGAGACAUGAGAGACUGAGUCUGGGGUCUGACUGCUCUCUGAACAUCAAGAACAUCACAGAAGAAGAUUAUGGAUCUUACACCUGCAGACAAUUUGUGAAUGGAGGAAAACAAGGAACUGAUGCACGUGUUUAUCUGCAUGUUCUUCAUGUUUCAUCAUCAUCAUCAUCCUCAUCAUCAUCAUCAUCAUCAUCAUCAUCAUCAUCAUCCUCACAGACUGAGAUCAGUCCAGGACGCUCUGUGACUCUCUCCUGUCAGUUGUAUUCAGAUAAUGACAUAACUUGUAAUGAAUUGGUUCGUUCUGGGGGUCUUCAGCUGUUGUGGGUGAAUCAGGCUGGUGUUGAUCUGAAGACAGACUCCAGAUAUCAGAUAUUAUUCUCAUCAGAUCACUGUAUCAUCACUCUGACUACAACACUCCUGAAUGAAGAUGACAACAGAGAGUGGAGAUGUCAGCUUACUCUCAGAAAUCAACUCCAGACCUCAGUCAGAUACACUGUCAAGUAUUCAGUCAGCAGCUCAAACUCUGAGAAGAAAUCAAGCCAAACUACAGCAGCAGCUCCUACACAAGAGAAUCAGAAGAUCCCAACCUCUCUAGUGAUUGUGAUUGUUGUCGCUUCAUUCGCUGUUCUCCUUCCUGCUCUUAUUCUCUGGAUGAUUCGCAGAAAAAGAGACGAUAACAGAAGAGGAACUGAUGACUCUGAGGAUCAUCAAACACGACCUGUCUAUCCAACAGGACAUAACACUCUUCCUCAACAGGAGCAGACAGAUGAUCAUGUGACUUAUGCUGAGGUCACUGCGUACAGUAAAAACCAAGAGCAAAAGAAGAAGGUUCGCUGUGAUGAUAAAGUGACUUAUGCUUCCAUCAGAGGAGCAAAAGCUGGAUCUCAGGAAAACUGCAGUGAACUUUAUGCCUCUGUGAACAAGAACCAUCACAAAUCAGUCAAAUAAUGACACAAAAACCACAUGAGCAGAAGAAUAUGAAUCUAACAGAACUGAGUCCUAAUGGUGUCAUUCAGUGCCAUUAUAAAUACUUUCAAUGUCUUUUACAUGUUCACAAACAAACCCAAGUGAUGCUCUGAUUUAUUUGUAGUUAUUGCUUAUUUUUCUCAGUUCAGCAUGUUUUUUGUAUAGUUUCUGUCUGCUUGUUGAUCACUUUUACUCUCUCAGAUCAUUUUCAUUAAAUCAUGUAUUUUCUCCAGCGGUUAAUUAACUGUCAGAGCAGCUGCUUUCAGCAAUGCUUGUAAUAUUAUAUUUUAUUUGUCAAUAAUAAAAUGG